Messenger RNA from Brugia malayi, 1842 nucleotides. Its product is annotated as Thyroglobulin type-1 repeat family protein. Gene Ontology annotation, molecular function: heparin binding; protein binding; extracellular matrix binding. The transcript has 15 exons. Gene Ontology annotation, cellular component: basement membrane. Gene Ontology annotation, biological process: extracellular matrix organization. NCBI's taxonomy places the organism in Eukaryota, Metazoa, Nematoda, Chromadorea, Rhabditida, Onchocercidae. The coding region runs from base 1 to 1842 and encodes 613 amino acids. The record is from RefSeq and is a predicted model, not a curated record.
AUGUCAAUUUGCUUAUUGCUCAUUCACUUUUUUAUUGGCUUAGGCAGUACCUAUACAAAUGCAUUCGCAUUAACAACAAUUGCACAACUUAGAAGCGAACGAUCUCAAGGAGAAGAAGAGUGUUUUAUGCAAAAACUGUGCAAUUACGAAGAAAUGAAUGUCGAGCCGAUUUGUGGCAGUGAUGGAAGAACCUAUAAUUCAUAUUGUGAAGUAAAACGAGCUAUAUGCCAUGGUAAUCCAGUGAAAAAACAGUUUUCCGGACCUUGUCCUGAAAAUUUGCGAUGUCAACUGGAACGAGCUUAUCAGUUGAAAUUAGCAGCGGAAAAAAUGAAUAGCAGUGAAGUUUACGUGCCGGAAUGCAAUGCUACCGAUGGUUCGUAUGCUACCAUACAGUGUCACAAAAGCACGGGUUAUUGUUGGUGUGUGACACGGAUCGGACGACCGUUGCCAAGUACAUCUAAACGAUAUGGCAUUCCGAAUUGUCAUAUUUUGCAAAAGACGAAAAUUGGACGACGUUCGCAUCGAAAAAGUAACGGUGAUUCGGUAUCCUUAAAUGUAUGUACAACGGUCGAUCGAUCAACAUUCAAUGCCAAUUUGUUGAAUAUUUUUAAAAAGGAAUACGAACGCAGCGAGCAAUUUUUGCAUCACACAAAUGGGGCAAUGCAAUCAUUUGAUAAAAAGAUAUUACUUUGGAAAUUUGGUCAGCUUGAUAGCGAUAAGAAUAGCCGAUUAAAUUCAAAAGAAUUCGGUGGUUUACGUCGUCUUGUUCGAAAGCAUGUUACGCCGAAAACGUGCGCAAGAAAGUUUACAAAAUAUUGUGAUUUGAAUAAGGAUGGUGAAAUAAGUGCUCGUGAAUGGGUCACUUGCUUAGGCAUUGAUAUUUCCACAUCAUAUAAUAUGUUUAACGCUCUUCGUCCUAAUUCAUCCAUUACUAACAGCAACAAUAGCAAGAGCAACAACAAUAACAACAAUACUUCGAUGGUAAUUAAGGAUGACCAUCAUAAGGAACAACAACAACAACAACAGUCAAUAAGGAAACAAGAAAUACAGGGUAUCGUUCAUGCGGAUGGUAUCAUUGGUAUGCCAAUUGUUGAUAGUAGGCGGAAAAAUGAAACUGAAUUAAAACGUGAGCAAGAUGAAGAUGAACGAAAUGAAGUAAAAGAAGAUACUUUCGGAAAAACAGAUUGUCGUACACAACGAGAACGAGCAAUGAGAAAAUUAGAAAAUAAUCCAGAAAAUGGGAACUAUAUACCAACCUGUGCUGGUGAUACUGAUAUACUCUUUGAUCGAAUUCAGUGCCAUCGUUUAUCACAUAUUUGUUGGUGUGUAAAUCCGAAAACCGGUAUUCCACAAUCCGGUACAUCCAAAUACAACGCAAAACCAAAUUGUGAUGGAACACUUCAACAGAAUGAUCUUUCUAGGAGGCAAAUUAAAGGUUGUUCGGGUAGGAAAAAAACCAAAUUUUAUCAGCGAUUAUUUUCGUCACUAAUUAGUGAAUGGAUUUUGGCUUUGGGUGAUGAAGCAAAUGAUGAUGCUAUCACAAGCAAAGAUAAAGCUGUUCGAUGGAAGUUCGAACAGCUUGAUGUCAACAACAAUUCGCGAUUGGAACGGAAAGAGUGGAAAUCAUACCGAAAUGAGCUACGCUUAUUGAAUAAAGUUCGAAAAUGUGGGCGGAAUUUUUUGCGCUUUUGUGAUCGAGAUGGGAAUAAACAAAUUAGAUUGGAUGAAUGGUUAAAUUGUACUAUUUAUGUGGAUAUGACAGUAUCAUCAAUGCCAGUAGCAAAACUAAGAGUAACGCCACGAAAAAAUCCAUUCCUGGAUAUCCUUCAACCGGAUGAUUAG